This is a messenger RNA of Aaosphaeria arxii CBS 175.79, 2091 nucleotides long. RefSeq lists its product as uncharacterized. Gene Ontology annotation, biological process: ribophagy; protein deubiquitination. The record is from RefSeq and is a predicted model, not a curated record. Lineage: Eukaryota; Fungi; Ascomycota; Dothideomycetes; Pleosporales. Gene Ontology annotation, molecular function: mRNA binding. The transcript has 5 exons. Gene Ontology annotation, cellular component: Ubp3-Bre5 deubiquitination complex; cytosol; ribonucleoprotein complex. The coding region runs from base 331 to 1938 and encodes 535 amino acids.
CGCUCUCUCUUCUCUCUCUCGCAAUCCCUCUCCACGAGUCGGAUUUUACCUCAAUACACAUUAGCUUGCGCACACUUGGACCACCAUAUAUAUAUACUACCAACCAACCUACCUACACUACACUUACCCAUUUGCCAUCCACCACAACCACCAACCAUCUAUCAUCUACCACUCGCCACUUCUCUCUCUUCUAUCUCCACGCAUCCCGCCCACAGCCGAGCUUACCUUUCCAAUCGUGCCGAUUCCGCGAUCCCGACCCUCACCUUAAAUUUCACUUUGCGCCCACAACUCUAAUUCUCGCCUCUUCCUUCGCACCUCACAAACACCAUCAUGGCCUCCACCGACUCCGCCGCGCCCAUCAACGGCAACUACGCGCAUCAAAACUUUGAUGCUGCCCCCAAUAACUACGCUGCUGCCAACUCAAACAACUCCGCCGGCUACAAUGCUGCCCAGCAGGCUCCUUCAAGCGGGGCCUCUACAUCCGAGAUCCCCAAGGAAGAGGUCGCCUGGUACUUCGUCGAGCAGUACUACACCACCCUCAGCAAGAGCCCAGACAGGCUCUACCUCUUCUACAACAAGCGCUCCCAGUUCGUUUCCGGCACCGAAGAGGACAAGGUACAGGUUUGCAUUGGACAGAAGCCCAUAAACGACCGCAUCAAGGAGCUCGACUACCAGGACACCAAAGUUCGUGUCACCAAUGUCGACUCCCAGAGCUCCGAUGCCAACAUCGUCAUCCAAGUCAUUGGAGAGAUUUCCAACAAGGGUCAACCCCACAAGCGAUUUGUCCAGACUUUCGUUCUCGCCGAGCAGACCAACGGUUACUUCGUGCUCAAUGACAUCUUCCGAUACCUUGCUGAGGAGCCCGAGGAGGAGGAAGAGCAAGUUCAGCAGGAGUCUGCUGGCAUCCAGGAGCCUGCGCCUACUACCACCGUAUCUCAAGGUGAACAGCCAACCGGUGGCGAGGAGGUCGCACGCAGCGAGGAGGAUCUGACCAAGGUUGACCACAAAUUGGAGGAAGCUGCGAAUGCGGACGCUGGCAAGGAGGCCUCGGCCCCAUCGGCUGCCGUCAAUGGCACUGAGACCCCUGAGACGGAAGAAGUCGCUCAGGCCGAGGAUGCCCCUGCCGCUGCUGUCGUCGCUGCCGUCGAAGAGCCCGCCGCAAAGGAGCCCGAAGUUCCCGCUGUCGAGGAGGCCUUGGAGCAGGAAAAGCCCAAGGACCCUGCCCCUACACCAGCUCCAGCUCCGGCAAAGGCUGCUGCUACCCCGGCCGCCCCACCGAAGCCUGCUGCCCCUCGAACCUGGGCAAGCCUUGCCGCUUCCGCCCACAAAGUUGCUACACCUGCCGUUCCCGCUGUCGCCAUGCCCCAGGCUUCUGCCCCCAAGGGAGUUGCUUCGGCACCCGCCCAACCUCUUGCGGUCCCAGCACAACAGUCCGCCCCCGCCCGUGAGCCAUCCCCAGCGAACAGCCAGGGUGAGGCCACCGGUUGGCAAACCGCAACGGGACACAAGAAGGAGCAGUCCCGCGUUCAGAACCAACCAGCUGCUUCCGACGCCGAGAACAAGCGAGCUUACAUCAAGAAUGUCUACAGCCAGGUAGAAGACGAAUCAUUGAAGCAGGCCAUGUCCAAGUUCGGUGAGGUCGUUUACAUCGACAUCAGCCGUCAAAAGAACUGCGCCUUUGUCGAUUUCAAGACCCCCGCCGCUUUCCAGGCCGCUGUCAACGCCAACCCUCAUAGUGUCAACGGACUCGAACUCAAGGUUGAAGAGCGCAGGCUCCGUCCGUCCAACUUUGCUCCUUACCCUCGUGGUGGCGCUCCUCGCGGCCGUGGCGGAGUUGGUAACCAGGGCGCACGUGGUGGUUUCCAGCCCCGUGGUGGUCGAGGCGGCUCUGUUCGAGGCGGUCGUGCUGCCGGUACUAAUGCUGCUCAGGACGCAUGAGCUCAUCACUCGCUCCCUCUACUUGACGAUGUCUGUUCCCCCUUUCUACCCAGCGCAUUUCCGGCCUCCUGGGAUCACCCGAUGACGAUUUUCUUACGGCUCUGUACUGUACCCUCAUCUUUCCGAGCGUGUGUGUCCAAAAGUUGCCAUUGU